GCAAGGCGGCGGCGGCGGUGAGAGGCGCCGCGGGACGAGGCAGCGGCCCCCGCCCCCUGAAGCCCAUCCCCGCGCGGGGCUGGGGAUCUCAGGGCGGGGAAGCCGCGGGGCUGCGCCACGUCCCUUGCCCGCCCCAGAGCGGGCGUUGCAGGCGGCUUUUGUGUCUGCGACUCGGGAGCGGCGAGAGCGCAGACCUCCUCCUCAGAGGGCGCUGUGAGUGUGCGGCCGGGGCCGGGCCGCCCGCCUCUUGUCUCCCCUGUCAGCAGCUCCUGAGGCGGCGGCGGCGGCGAAGAAGAAGAAGGAGUACGAGGCGGCGGCGGCGGCGGCGGCGCCCUCGUUCUCCGCACAUGCUGGCCCCGGGCGGGGGGCCGCCCCCAGGCCGCGCUCCGGGCCGCCGCCGCUGAGCCCGGCCAGUCCCCGCACGCUGCCCGGCCGCCCCGAGGCCUCGUUCUCCUCCGAAACUUUGCAAAGUCGGCCCGCGUCCCCGCCGCCCUCGGCUGCGCCUUGGCUCGAAGGCUCGCCUCGUAGCCGCAGCGGCCCCGCGAGGAGGAGGAGCCGCCGCCGCAGCAUCAAAGAGACCGAAUUCCCGCGGCCUGGGGGGGAGUCAUGCUUUGCGGUCUGUAAUGUCAGCAGAACAGGAGAAGGAUCUCAUUUCGCUGAAGAGAGUUCGAGGUGGUGAUAGUGGACUGGAUGGGUUAGGAGGACCAGGUGUACAACUAGGAAGCCCAGAUAAGAAAAAACGCAAGGCAAAUACACAGGGUCCUUCUUUUCCUCCAUUGUCUGAGUAUGCUCCACCACCGAAUCCAAACUCUGACCAUCUAGUGGCUGCUAAUCCAUUUGAUGACAACUAUAAUACUAUUUCCUAUAAACCACUAUCUUCAUCAAAUCCAUAUCUUGGCCCUGGUUAUCCUGGCUUUGGAGGCUAUAGCACAUUCAGAAUGCCACCUCACAUUCCCCCGAGAAUGUCUUCCCCAUACUGUGGUCCUUACUCACUCAGGAAUCAGCCACACCCAUUUCCUCAGAAUCCUUUGGGCAUGGGUUUUAGUCGACCCCAUGCUUUUAACUUUGGGCCACCUGAUAAUUCAAGUUUUGGAAAUCCACCUUAUAAUAGUGCACUAAAUCAGAAUGUUAACAUGCCUAAUCAACAUUUUAGACAAAAUCCUGCUGAAAACUUCAGUCAGAUGCCUCCACAGAAUGCUAGCCAAAUAUCUAACCCUGACUUGGCAUCUAAUUUUGUUCCUGGAAAUAAUACAAAUUUUAAUUCUCCAUUAGAAUCUAAUCAUUCUUUUAUUCCUCCUCCAAACACUUUUGGUCAAGCAAAAGCACCAUCCCAAAAACAAGACUUUAGUCAAGGAGCAAACAAAAACACGAAUCAAAAUGCCUCUGCUCAUCCCCCUCACUUAAAUAUGGAUGACACAGUGAAUCAGAGUAAUAUUGAAUUAAAAAACGUUAAUCGAAACAAUGCAGUAAAUCAAGAGAAUAGCCGUUCCAGUAGUACUGAAGCUACGAACAACAACCAUGCAAAUGGGACACCAAACAAGCCUCGACAACCUAGAGGUGCAGCAGAUGCAUGCACCACUGAAAAAAGCAAUAAAUCCUCUCUCCACCCAAGCCGUCAUGGCCAUUCGUCUUCCGAUCCGGUGUAUCCUUGUGGAAUUUGUACAAAUGAAGUGAAUGAUGAUCAGGAUGCCAUCUUAUGUGAGGCCUCUUGUCAGAAAUGGUUUCAUCGAAUCUGCACAGGAAUGACUGAAACAGCUUAUGGCCUCUUAACUGCGGAAGCAUCAGCAGUAUGGGGCUGUGACACCUGUAUGGCUGACAAAGAUGUCCAGUUAAUGCGCACUAGAGAAACUUUCGGUCCCCCUGCAGUGGGCAGUGAUGGUUAAUCACAAGCAUUAUCUAAAGUGUUUGUUAUUUUCCUGUGUAUUACAAAGGUUCAGUGACACAGGAAUUUAAUGUUUUACAUUAUUUUUUAAAUGUAUACACAAACAGAUUAUUUACCUUUUGGUUUUUAUUAAUAAUUCUACUUCAGUACUAGUGCAAAUUUUGUAUUGUCUUUGCUGUCUUAAAUGAGAAUAAUGUAUAUGGGGGUGCUUUAGAAAGUACUGAAUUUAGUUGUUGUUGUUCAUCCUAAACAUAAAAGCCUCUAGAAGCUUCAAAAUAAUACAUAGCAAAUGUAGGGAAGUUUUAACUUUUAAAAGGUAGUAUUGUUGAAAGAUGUUUAUUUCAUUGCUAAACUUUGAAGAUACCACAUGAAACAUUUAGUUCAAAAGUUAUCCAAGGAUCCAUCUGACAUGUUUUCAGAACAAAAGUAUGUAGUUAUAUCAUGGGGGAAGCAUACAUUUUAAUGAAUAUUUUUUAAAAUAAUAGAAUAUGACACCAGAAUCCUCCCCCACUGGGGUUCUUGAAAUUAGUGACUUUCAUAUUUUGAAGACCAUCCUUCCAGGAUAUCUGUUUAUACAGAUAUGAGACAGAUCUUAGCAUAUAGUAGAUGCUUAGUAAAUAUUUGUUGGUUAACUUGUGGAUUGUACCACAUGAAAUUGCUGAUAUUUGAUCAGUUGAAAAUUGACUGCAAUUAGUAGAGUUGACUUAAAGUAUGUUUUCAUUAGUGUUAUUUAGAAUUAAACAGUUUUAUGUUCUUCAGGUUCCUUUGAUUAUUGAGUUGUUUUGUUAUUGCUUGUUGUUUUCCAGAGAAAUAAAUGAUAGAGUAUCUUCAGAAGAAUUGCUGAUAUUUUUUAAAAUAUAUUUUUAAGCUGGGACAGAAACACCAGUUCAGUCUUAGAGGGCUCAGCUAGUGAAAGAACUACUCAGUGGCAAUUUAAAAAAUUUUGUUCUGGGGAUCUGAAUUUCAAAGCUAAGCCUUGGGAGAUCAAAAUUCAUAUUAAACAAAGUUCAGUUAAGAGUCAGGGUAAAAGCUAACUGACAAACAAUAAUUUGAGGCCUUGAAGCAGUCUGAGGAGUUUCUACUGUAAUUAGGGAAAGUGUGAAAAAAAUGGACAGGUUUUCUCUUGAGAGAUGAACAAAAACAGGCAUUAGGAGUUGUGCUUAUUAAGAUUCAAAACAGCAAAAACCCUUUUUUUUGGAGCAAAUCAUAACCUAUGACAAAAAAAAAAAAGGAAACUGUAUGA
Messenger RNA from Choloepus didactylus (southern two-toed sloth), 3125 nucleotides. RefSeq names its product pygopus family PHD finger 1 (gene PYGO1). Lineage: Eukaryota; Metazoa; Chordata; Mammalia; Pilosa; Megalonychidae. The transcript is spliced from 3 exons. The record is from RefSeq and is a predicted model, not a curated record. Bases 624 to 1883 code for a protein of 419 amino acids.